GGAAGCCUAUAAAACCAUAGUGAUCAAUCUACUACAGCAGCAAAGUACAAUAGAAAACUUUUCAAACAGUUUUUCAUUUCUAUUGGGCAUUUAUGGGUUUCCACGGGAAAUGGCUUUGUGUGAGUGUUCUUGUUCUUUGCAUUGUUCUUGAUUUUAGUAUGACCACUCUUGGUGAUAACAAGCUUGACCAAGAAAGGUUUGGUGAUGAUGAUUGUCGAUUUGGAAGAGGACCACGGUGUAGGGGUUGGGGUGGUCGUCGUGGUCGUGGUGGUUUCGGAGGUGGAGGUGGAAGAGGAGGAGGUUUUGGUGGUGGUGGAGGACUUGGAGGAGGUGGUGGUAGUGGAGGAGGUCUUGGUGGUGGUGGUGGAGGUUUAGGUGGUGGUGGAGGAGGAGGUAGUGGUGGUGGAGGUGGAUUAGGUGGUGGCUCAGGACAAGGUGGAGGAUUUGGUGCCAGUGGAGGUGUUGGUGGAGCAGGAGGAGGAGGCCUUGGUGGUGGAGGUGGAGGAGGAAGUGGUGGUGGAGGUGGAUUGGGCGGUGGCUCUGGGCAAGGUGGAGGUUUUGGUGCUGGUGGAGGUGUAGGAGGUGGAGCUGGAGGAGGCAUUGGUGCUGGUGGAGGAGGAGGUAGUGGUGGCGGAGGUGGGUUAGGUGGUGGUUCGGGACAUGGUGGAGGAUUUGGUGCUGGUGGAGGUGUAGGUGGUGGAGCUGCGGGAGGGGGCAUUGGUGGUGGUGGAGGGGGAGGUAGUGGUGGUGGAGGAGGAGUGGGUGGUGGUUCAGGACAAGGUGGAGGAUUUGGUGCUGGUGUAGGUGGUGGAGCUGCAGGAGGAGGUAUUGGUGGUGGUGGCGGAGGAGGUAGUGGUGGCGGAGGUGGAGUGGGUGGCGGCUCAGGACAUGGCGGAGGAUUUGGCGCUGGUGUUGGUGGUGGAGGCAUUGGUGCUGGUGGAGGCGGAGGAGGAGGUGGAGGAGGCGGUGGUGGUUCCAAUGGUGGGUCAGGACAUGGUGGAGGGUUUGGAGCUGGAGGUGGUGUUGGUGGUGGAGCUGGAGGAGUGGGUGGUGGUGGUGGUGGUGGUGGAGGCGGUGGAGGGGGAGGAGGAGGAGCAGGUGGAGGUUCAGGACAUGGUGGAGGCUUUGGUGCAGGUGGUGGUGUAGGAAGUGGAAAUGGAGCUGGUAUAGGUGCCGGUGGAGGUCAUGGUGGUGGAGGAGGAAUUGGUAUAGGAAUCGGCAUUGGAAUUGGAGUCGGUGUAGGAGGUGGCCAAGGAACUGGAACUGGUACCGGUACCGGUGUUGGUGGAGGAGGUGGGGGUAAACAUUAAACAUGGAUGGAUUUAUCAAGUUGUGUUAAUUUGGCUAAUGUUUUUACAAUAUACCUCAAAUCAAUUGUUGAUGUGAAAUAUGUAUUUUUUUGUGAUUAUUUUCGUAAAUUAUUUUACGGAAUUUAAAAUUUGGAACACUUCUGUUAUAAUUAAUGAAGAUUUUGCACUCUUAUAAUU
Trifolium pratense (red clover) is the source of this 1487-nucleotide messenger RNA. RefSeq names its product glycine-rich cell wall structural protein 1-like. Bases 93 to 1310 code for a protein of 405 amino acids. NCBI's taxonomy places the organism in Eukaryota, Viridiplantae, Streptophyta, Magnoliopsida, Fabales, Fabaceae. The transcript has a single exon. The record is from RefSeq and is a predicted model, not a curated record.